Molecule: messenger RNA, 1483 nt
Organism: Wallemia mellicola CBS 633.66
Lineage: Eukaryota; Fungi; Basidiomycota; Wallemiomycetes; Wallemiales; Wallemiaceae
Exons: 2
Coding region: 149-1483 (444 amino acids)
Source: RefSeq, a predicted model, not a curated record
CUUCAUAACAGAUUAUCAAAUUUAAUCCACACGACGAAUAUACUAAGAAAUUGUCUAUCUUUAGAGCAUAAGAGGAGGGUUGCUGCUGAACGCAGAGCACUACAAGCAGAAGACCGCGAAAGACUUAUCUUAGAGAGAUUAUCGAGAUAUGAAUAAUCUACCAAUCGAAUUGGUUUAUAACUUAAUAGAACCACUAGCAUCAAACCACGAUGACCUUCUACCUACGCUACUUAUCAAUAAAGACUUUAGUUUGGAGAGCUACAAAUUGCUCUAUUCAUUUGUCGCUUUCAGACCUUGGCAGCGCCCAGACAAGAUUAUACAAUACUUUGAUUCGAUAGAGACAAACCCACGCUUGGCUCACCUAACACGACACUUAGAAGUUAGGUCAUUCCCUAGACAACUCAAUUACAACGAAAAGCAACUCUUCUAUCAAAAAAUUUGCACGCUUUUGUCUCAUUUUAAAAACCUAGAGAUAUGUAGUUGGACUAGGGCAUUCUCAUUGACAACUGAUAUCCUUCUUAUCUUGAGCAAAUUGCCAAAACUGGCAGAAUUGGAACUAAAUGCAGGCAAUCAACUUGACUAUGAUAUAAUAUUCAAUUCAGAUUGGAAUACUCUAAAUACGCUCAAAAUUAUCCUACCUAAUAGAGAUAUCGUCGUUCCACUUCAUCGAUUCCUCCUUAACCGUGGUCAGCAAUUGCGUUCACUCGUUAUACUCGCGAAAGAAAGCAGCGUAAUUGAUGAUAAUUAUAUUGCAGCUAUUUCAAAAUCAUUGUGCAAUCUCCGUCAACUAACAUUGGGUGGUUUUAAGCGCGUCACCGAGAAGGGAUUGUCGAGAAUACUUUUACAUAAUAAUCGUUUACGGUCGUUAUGUCUUGAAUCACUUAAUUUCUCGAACGUAUCUUGGGAUAUUUAUCUGCCAGAGCUCGAGCAUCUCACGAUUACUUUUAGUACACCUGAGACAAUAUCACGUUUACUUGAUCUCACACGGAAGAGUACGAAAUUUAGGAGUUUUACUAUAUACUCUUCUGGUAUGCAAAGUCUUCCAUAUCUCCCUGAGGAGUUCAUUACUAGGUUACUCGCCAUGCAUGCGAAGUCUUUGUCUACGAUAAGGAUACACCACGUUCUGAUUUCGCAAGAUGCACUCGUCCGUUUGAGCCAACACUGUGAAGGCCUUACCGAACUCGUCGUGCAUCUCCCCUCGAUUGACAUAGCUUUAAUACUUACCUGUGCAUCUAAAUGGCGGCGACUCGAACGACUACAUCUUUUAGGCGAGCCUUCUGAUAACGAUAUACACGCUGAUUCACUCUUACCACUUGCAAAAGAAUGCAAGAAUCUCACUCAAAUUGGUUGGCGAUCACGCGUCUGGAAAGUCGUCCGACACGGAACAGACAUCAGUCUCGACCUAUACAAACAAAUCUACAUCCCGAGUGUCUUCUCAGUAUGUACCAUACUCUCCUCAGAUACCCCAACUAAACGCGUUUAA